Alnus glutinosa is the source of this 1736-nucleotide messenger RNA. RefSeq names its product IQ domain-containing protein IQM3-like. The record is from RefSeq and is a predicted model, not a curated record. NCBI's taxonomy places the organism in Eukaryota, Viridiplantae, Streptophyta, Magnoliopsida, Fagales, Betulaceae. The transcript is spliced from 9 exons. Gene Ontology annotation, molecular function: protein binding. Bases 293 to 1669 code for a protein of 458 amino acids.
CAUUUGGUCCUCCAUUUGACUCAGUCCGAAAUGGUGGCCGAGACUGUUUACAGUCUGAAGAAGCCUGUAGAAGACACCGCAAGUCGCGCACAACAGCAGCUACAAUUGUUCCAGAAAUCAAGUAUGCAGCAGCCAUUCAAAUCAGCAGCUAGCCACCCAGUUUCUCAUUUCAAGCUUACACUUUCUGGUCCUUGUCUCACAACAACCAACUGCUGAGCAGCCACGCUAGUUCCUGACAGCAUGCAGUAGAACCUUGGAGCUCCAGCCUACGCCUCCACUCCCUUUCGACGAAAUGGUCACGUCGUCCUUCUCGGACCUCGCUUCCAACGACGGACUCCUGAGCCCCGACACACCCGAAAUUCCAGUGCGUCCCACCGGGAACUCGUGUGAGACCGACGCGCAUGGGGGCACGUGUCCGGAGAUGGCGGCGGUGAAGGUGCAGAAGGUGUACCGGAGUUAUCGAACCCGGCGGAGGUUGGCGGACUCGGCGAUUCACGCGGAAGAGCUCUGGUGGCAAGCUAUUCACUAUGCGAGACUGACCCGCAGCACGAUCUCUUUCUUCAAUUUCUUGGAGCCCGAAAGUCUGGCUUCCAAGUGGACUCGUGUCAGCUUCAAUGCCUCAACGGUGGGCAAGGGUUUGACCGAAGACGCCACAGCACAACAACUCGCUGUUGAUCACUGGAUUGAAGCUAUUGAUCCACGGCAUCGAUACGGACAUAACUUGCAUAUGUACUAUGAAGAGUGGAGCAAAGCGGAUACUGGUCAGCUAUUUUUCUUAUGGUUAGAUGUAGGAGAUGGCAAAGACCUUGAUCUCAAACAAUGCUCAAGAUCAAAGCUGCAACAGCAAUGCAUCAAGUAUCUUGGACCUCAAGAGAGGGAGCAUUAUGAAUACGAAAUUGUCCGAGGGGAAAUAAUUCACAAACAAACCAGAGAUUCCCUUGAUACAACCGGAUGGUCAGAACGGACCAUGUGGAUAUUUGUUUGGAGUACCUCAAAGAAAGUCUAUGUUGGUCAGAAAAAGAAAGGAGUGUUCCAUCAUUCUAGCUUCUUGGCUGGGGGAGCCACAUUGGCUGCUGGAAGGCUAGUGGUAGAGCAUGGAAUUCUUAAGUCCAUCUCUCCGCAUAGUGGACAUUAUAAGUCAACAGAUGACAGGCUUGACAGCUUUUUAUCCUUUCUCAAGGAAAAUGGGGUGAACAUUGAUGAAGUUGAGAUAAAGCUGAAUGAAGAUUCUGAUGGCUCUGAUGACAACGAACUGAAUGGAGGUGGCGCUUCAGUAGAAGUUUCGACAAAUUCAGAAGCUAACGAAGUUGAAAUUCCAGAUAAAAAGAGAAAAACCCCAUCCUCAGAAUCAACUGAAAUCCCUCAAACUAAAAGCAAAAACAAAUGCCAAAGGACUUUAUCAGGUGGCCUUCGGAGCCCGACAGCUGAGGUGCCGAAGAGUGCAAUAUUGGAACGAAUCAAUUCCAAGAAGGCAGUAAAAUCUUACCAAUUAGGGCGUCAGCUCUCACUCAAGUGGUCAACUGGAGCUGGACCAAGAAUUGGUUGUGUUGCUGACUACCCUGCAGAGGUGAGAGUAAUGGCAUUGGCUGGUAUUGCAUCACCAACCGCAUCACCUACAACUCAUCCUGCACCGGAUAUCGGUAAUGGUGAUGGGGCCAAUGGCGACUGAAUUCAUAUAUCAGUAUAUCACCAAGUUUAUGCUUCCUCCUAAUGGUAAUGGAAUUUGCUUUACUAAA